Mytilus californianus (California mussel) is the source of this 787-nucleotide messenger RNA. Its product is annotated as C-type mannose receptor 2-like. The record is from RefSeq and is a predicted model, not a curated record. The transcript is spliced from 4 exons. Lineage: Eukaryota; Metazoa; Mollusca; Bivalvia; Mytilida; Mytilidae. The coding region runs from base 9 to 671 and encodes 220 amino acids.
AUAACCCGAUGAGUUACUCCGUUGAUUAUCAAACUGCUAAACUGGAUUGUGAAAUGAAUGCAUUAGAGCUGGCCAUGCUACACACAAAUGAAGAGUUCACAGUUGCAAAGAAUGCAAUUGUCUACCAGGGAAUGGACAAUAAUAAAGACUUCUGGAUUGGACUUACGUCAACAGAUGGAAUUACAUUCCAAUGGAAUGACGGAACAGAUCUAACGGAAACAGCAUGGAUUCCUGGAGCGCCAUCAUCAUUGGCUCUUAACCAACAUGUUAAACUUGUUUACACUGUUGGCUUUGACUGGGAUAAUAGACGAGCAACGGAAACAAGUCCAUUUCUUUGUCAAUAUCCAACGGCGAACUAUUAUCCCAUAUCCCAAGAUAUUGUUGAAGAUUUUACAACAGAAGUAAGCACACCACCUGGAAUUUUGGGUCAAUGGCAUGUUGGUGGUACUAACAAUUCAAGGUAUUUCCAUGUUGACAAGACAGAUUCCAUCCCAAUUACUCUUUCUUAUUUAACCAAGAAUUCCAAAACAAAGAUUUACUGUGCUUACUUGUGUCUGCAUCAUGGAACCAAUUGUACAGCAUUUGUCUAUAAAACUGAACAGUGCUUACUUUUCUAUGGAUACAGCUGUCUCAACACCACACCAGAUAUUGGAAGUGAUAUCUGGGUGUAAAGACACUCACAUCAACUCGAGGCAAACUGUGCUGCUUUAAGACUUUUUAUUUGGCUUAGAAACUGGAACUUACAAAGUCUCUUUAAUGAAAAGAUUCAAUAAAGAAAUAAAGUUAC